Molecule: messenger RNA, 3366 nt
Organism: Closterium sp. NIES-65
Lineage: Eukaryota; Viridiplantae; Streptophyta; Zygnematophyceae; Desmidiales; Closteriaceae
Source: the annotation of a GenBank genome assembly
AUGCUGAUUGCGCUUCGCGACGCGCUGGAGAUGCUGGAGUGGCACCUGGACCAGCUGCUACAGUGCGAGGAGACGCUUCAGGAGAAACUUCAGGUGAAACAACAAAAGACACAGCAGCAAAUCAACCAUCUGCGCGCGCCGCAGCGGCAGGGGCGCAGAGCGAGCGCGGGGAAAUCCGGGAUGCGGGGAGUCCACGCAGCCGCCCUCGCGGCCGCUGCGGCUGCCAGAGCGGCCGCGGCGGCAGGAGCCGCGGCGGGUUCCGCGGAGGGGGAGCGCGAGGCGGAGGCGGAGGCGGCGGCGCAGUGGGCGCAGAUGGUGACGGAGUUAAAGAUGGCGGCGCGCAUAGUGGCGUCGCAGGGGCGGUGCCACCAGGGGCGCGAGGCGGAGGUGGUUGCGCGCAUUCAGCAGUUGGCGGAAGACGUCGACUUGGAGCCCUUCCCCUUCCCUUCCGCCCUUUCCCCCCUCCCUUCCGCCCUUGCCCCCUUCCCUUCCGCCCCGCAGCAUAAGUUAUUUUCUUCCUCCGCCUUCUCCCCUCUAUCCGCCGCCCCCAUCCCGGCCUUGCUCCCUGCCCACGCGCCCUCCCCUUCCUCCUCCCCCUCCUCCCUCCUUCCCCAACCCCUCACUCCCGCGCAAGGCCCCGCCGCUGCGCCGUACUCCUCCGCGCAUCCCUUCUCCCCCUCCCCCUCCCCUUUCUCCGCUUCCGCGCUUUCCCCUUCCCCCUCCCCCUUCUCCGCUUCCGCGCUUUCCCCUUCCCCCUCAAAGGAAGCUUCCAUGCAACUUCCGACUUAUUACCAACACCCCGAAGUCGCAGUGAUGGGGGGAGGGGCGGUGGCGGAGGGGGAAGACUCGGACGGGGACAGCCCCACGAGCGGGCAGGUCGGGCAGAAUGACUGGGCGGUGGGCAGGCCGCCGGUCAGGAGAAAAAUAUUCGGGCAAGAAUCUAACGACUCUGCUGCUGCGAGUUCGCCUGGUGCUGCUGGCACAGCGUUAGAGAGCAGCGGUUCUGGUGCUGCUGCUAAGGCGGAUGACUUUACUGCUGCUUCCGCAAAUGACGUCCCUGCUGCACCUGCUCCCAUCGACCCCCCCUGUGCUGCCACUGCUGACGCCUCUCUUCCUGCCGGUGCUGACGCCUCUCUUGCUGCCGCCGCUGCCACUGUCGCGGCUGACUCCUCUGCUGCCCACGCGUCUCCUGAUUCCAUCGCUGCAGCCGCAGCACCACUGGUCGAGCCUGCACAUACCUCUCCAAGCCAGCUCCCCUCAGUUCAACCGCCCUCAGAUGAGCCCUCCACGGGUCUCACCUCUUUGGCUCACCCCUCGUCAGCCGAUUCCCUUCCCCAGUCCCCACCUGACUCUCUUCCCUCCCCUCCCGUCCCCCCGCUAGAAGCCUCUCCGAUACACUCACGCCAACCUCUACCAGACCAAGCUGUGCCGAACCUGGCUGCCGAACCUGACUCGCAGCCUGACCAGCAGGCCGGACAGCAGGCCCGGAACCAGCCGAACCAGAGCUGGGCGCUCCAGCCGAUCAACCAGGUUCGGGCGUUGACUCGUGUGGCGACUGGCGGUGCUAAAGCCAUAGAGGUGGUGGUGGGGAGGGUGGCCCGCCUCUCCUCCUUCCUCCUCCACCCCAUGACUCUCAGCCUGGGCGGUCUUGUCGGUGUCUCCCUUGGGAUUGCCGCUGCUACGUCAGCAAGGAGGGAGAAGGGGGGUGGGCAUUGGGGGGUGGUGAGGCGAGGGGUGUUGGGAGCACUGCCGAGGCCGGGUGCUGAGACUGCUGUUGCCUGGAGGGAGGAGGAGAGGGAGCGGGAGCGGGAAAGGGAGAGGGAGAGUGAGAGAGCGAGGGAGGAGGAGAAAGAGAAGGAAAUUGGGGCGUGGGGAUUGAGCGAGAGGCUGUGGGCAGCGGAGGGGGAUUGGGGGGAGGGAGACGGGUCGUUUGGAUUGAGGGGAUUGGAUGAGGAGGAUGGUUAUGGGAGCGUUGGGGAGGUGGAGGCGGAGGAAGAAGAAGAAGACUCAGACGAGGAAGAGGAAGGGAGGGAAGAGGAGGGUGGUGUGUGGGGCAUCAGUGGUGGUUCAGGGGAGGGUGUAGGGAAGAGCGAGGGGGAAGGGGUGCAGGAGCGGGGCGGGGGUCUCCUUGCGUUCUUGCAGGGGGAAAUGAGGCGACUCAAGGGGCAACCAGACGGGGCAGGUGGGGUGAGCAGAGGAGGAAGCGAGGAGAAGGCAGGGAGGAAUGGGGCAGCGUGGGGGGCAGGGCAGGCGGGGGCAUAUGCUGCUGCAGUGCUGGAGCGGCUGAGGGAGGAGGUGCGCGUGAGAGAAGAGGAACUGGCGAGAGUGAAUGCGAGAGGAGAGGAGCUUGAGCGAGUGAGGAUGCGAGAGCUGCAGCUGCUGCAGGGGCAGUGGGAAGAGGUAGGGGUGGUGGAUGCUGGGGAGGGAGGGGAGGCAGGAGGGGAGGAGAGAGGGGAGGAGAUAGGGGAGGAGGGAGGGGAGGGGAAAAGGGAGGAGAGAGAGGACACGGGGGAAGAGAGAGAAGAGGGGAAGGGGGAGAGGGCAGGAGGGGGGUUUGGAGUGCAUGUGGAUGAUCCGCUGCUGGCUGCUGUUCUCAGAGACCUCUCCGUGCGCCCGGUUGACUCUGCCCAUGCUCAUGUUGCUGCUGCUGCUGCUGCUGCUGCUGCUGGUGAUGAUGAUGUGGGGAUCACUCCGCUGCCGCGGUUGAACAUCAGCAAGCCCAAGGGAGAGUGGGAUGACCAGAAAGAGCAGCAGCGGCGGAAGAAGCCUCAAGGUGGCUUUGAGCGAGAGUGGGAUGGAGUGAGCAGCCUUAGCAAGCCAGGCUCAAAUGCAUGUGUUUCUGCUGCCGGUGACGCCGGUGUUGCUGGUGGUGGGGGUGACUUUCGGGAUUGUGGAAGCUUCUUGGAAGCAGCACAGGGCUGGCUAGAGAAGGUCCAGGAGGGGAGGUGCCAGAUUGACAGCCAGAUGUUAAAAGCGGGCGGCACACUGCACAAGGCAGGUACGGCAUUACUUGAUGCGCCUCGGAACACCAUCCAUGCCGCAGGCCAGGCGCUGCCGAACGUGAUUCCGAGCCUGCUGCCUUGCGUUGCUCGCAAGUACGAGAGGCUGAAGAGGCGCGGAUGGGUGGGGGUGCUGCGAGGAGGGGGAGCCGGCAACGAGGGCAGGAAUGGGGAGCGGAGCGGGCGCAAGGAUGAAAGGGAUGAUGGUCCACAGAAGGCACGACAUGGGGUAAAUGAGACUCCUGGCUUGGUGAUGGUCCCAGGUGUUCCAGUUGGGGGGUCAGGGCAUGGAGGGGAUGGGUUCUGGACAGAUCUGGCGGAGAAGGCGCGGCAGUUGAGCAUUGGACGGAAGAGGGGGAGGGAGUGA